AUGGCGAGAGUUAAUCGUUUCGGCUUUUUGGCCAUUGCGAUGGCUUUCCAUCUGGUGUACAUUUAUUCAAUCUUUGAUAUUUAUUUUGUGAGUCCCAUCGUAUCUGGGAUGCGCGAAUUCGGGGUCGAGAGGCCAGAUGGAGUGGAAGCUCCAGCAAAGCGUUUGGUGCUUUUUGUAGGUGAUGGUCUCCGAGCAGACAAAGCUUUCCAAUCAUUUCCAGAACCAUACCCAAAAUUAGAAGAAGAUCUUGUUCCACGGCCUCUUGCGCCAUUCCUUCGCUCGCGGGUCCUUGGACAUGGUACCUUCGGUGUCUCUCAUACUCGAGUUCCUACGGAAUCCCGCCCAGGACAUGUUGCGCUCAUCGCGGGCAUGUACGAAGAUGUAUCGGCAGUUGCUACUGGAUGGAAACUCAACCCGGUGAACUUCGACAGCGUUUUCAAUAGAAGUAGACAUACUUGGUCAUGGGGAAGUCCAGAUAUCUUGCCAAUGUUUCAAUUGGGCGCUGUGCCAGGUCGUGUGGAUGCAUAUACAUAUUCUGCCGAGGAGGAGGACUUUUCAAAGGCAGCUAUACAUUUGGAUAUCUGGGUAUUCGAUAGAGUCAAGGCUCUUUUUGCAGAAGCUGCUACAAAUGCUACUUUAAACGCCGCAUUAAGAAAAGACAAAAAUGUGUUCUUUCUACAUCUCCUUGGCUUGGAUACUACAGGUCAUGGUUUCCGCCCAUACUCGAAAGAAUAUCUAUAUAACAUCAAAGUUGUGGAUGAAGGUAUUAAAGAAGUAACGAAAGUUAUUGAAAAUUUCUAUAAAGAUGAUAAGACCGCUUUCGUCUUCACGGCUGAUCAUGGAAUGAGUGAUUAUGGAAGUCAUGGCGAUGGGCACCCAGACAACACACGCACUCCCCUGAUUGCAUGGGGAUCUGGAGUCGCGAAGCCGAUUGUGCAGGCCCAUGGAAUUGCACCAGGGCAUGACGAGCUAUCCUCAGAUUGGGGUAUGGACCACAUUCAUCGACAUGAUGUUUCACAAGCAGAUGUUGCAGCUCUCAUGGCAUAUUUGGCUGGUGUUAACUUCCCAGUGAAUUCUGUUGGAGAAUUGCCUCUAUCAUAUCUUGCUGCGGAUAUUCCUGAAAAAUCUGAAGCUUUCCUAGCUAAUGCUAGAGGUAUUCUUGACAUGUAUCGAAUCAAAGAAGAGCACAAGAAAGCCACUGAGUUGAGGUAUCGACCAUUUGAGGGUCUCGGAGACCAAAACCAUACUGCCGAGCAUCGAUUAGCUGAUAUUAGAAAUCUGAUUGAUCGAGGACAAUAUGAAGAAGCAAUUCGUGAGACUGCAGAGCUCGUUAGACUUGGUUUGGCUGGUCUUCGAUAUCUUCAAACAUACGAUUGGCUCUUUCUGAGGGCCCUCAUCACGAUGGGUUAUUUGGGGUGGAUCACGUUUGCCCUCACCACUGUCAUGGAUCUUCAUGUUCUUCAUGGUAAAGCUGAGACUUCUAGAACUUUAGCGGCCAGUCUUUUCUUCUCUUCAAUUCUUGUUGCACUUUUCGCUUCUUUUAUUGUUUCUGAGUCACCUGUAACAUAUUACGCCUAUGCUAUUUUCCCGGUGGCAUUCUGGGAAGAAGUAUAUGCCCGCCGAAAUGCUCUCGUCGAGGGCGGAAGAGCACUAUUUGGUCAUGUCAAGUCACCAAUUGCUUAUAUUGGGACAUUCAUCAAAACUAUUAUUUUCCUAGGCGUUAUAGAAUCGCUCGCAUGGGGUUAUACCCACAGAGAGAUUUUCUCUGCCUUGUUCGUCAGCGCAACCUUCUGGCCGGCAUUCUACGGCUUGGGAUUUUUGAAAGAAAACAAAGCAUUAACAUUAACAUGGGCUGUUUCCUGUCUGGGAAUGAGCACUUUCACAUUACUUCCUGCAAUGAAAGUUGAAGAUAUAGAUCUUAUUUUGUAUGGUGGUGCGUUGAUGGUAGUCGUAGGUGUUUUGUAUCUUGCUUUUGAAAAGAAGCUACUCGCAAAAUCCAAGAUGACGGGAGAUUCUAUUGCGCCAGCCGAUAAUCUUCUAUCCCGCACACUUAUUGGAGCACAGAUUGGGUUGAUUGUCCUAUCGAUGCUUGUUACGAGAUCUACUGCAAUGUCCUUACAGGCAAGAACGGGACUUCCUCGAGGCAACCAAAUAGUUGGUUGGUGCUUGAUUGUGGCGUCUAUUAUAAUGCCCUUUCUGCACCGUCUACAGCCCAACAAUCAUUAUCUACACCGAUUGAUGAUUGUAUUUCUCACAUUUGCACCACUCUUCGUAAUUCUCACCAUCUCUUACGAAGGAUUGUUCUACUUGGCAUUUUCAGCCACUCUGAUCACCUGGGUUCUAUUGGAACACGGCAUCUACAAAUACACUUCAAGUAAAACAACAAAAGUCAAGGCAAAUGGUGCUCCAAUUCCCGAGGUCCCUACUUCAUUAUCCUCUUCUCCAUUCCGCUCUCUCACAUUGACUGACGCACGGAUAUCUCUGUUCUUCCUCAUACUUCUACAGUCGGCAUUUUUCAGCACGGGAAAUAUGGCAUCUGUCUCAUCUUUCAGUCUGGAAAGUGUGAAUCGUCUAAUCCCAGUCUUUGAUCCUUUCUCCCAAGGAGCUUUGUUGAUUGUGAAGCUUAUGAUUCCAUUUGCAUUGAUCUCUGCGAAUCUGGGUAUCCUAAACAAAAGACUAGGCGUCGCGCCCUCAGCCUUGUUUAUGGUGGUAAUUGCUAUUAGCGAUUUCUUGACCUUGCAUUUCUUCUGGGUGGUGAAGGAUGAAGGGUCAUGGUUGGAGAUCGGCUCGACGAUUAGCCAUUUUAUUAUUGCAAGCUUGCUUUGUCUUUUCGUGGCUAGUUUAGAGGGGGUUAGUGAGCUGUUUAUUGCGGGGGUAGAGGUGGAGGAUCAUUCUAGUCAGAUGGAGAAGGAGCGGGAGCUUGGGGGGGUGGUUAGGGAUGCGAAGGAGGAGAAGAAGAGGAGUGAAAAUGAGACGAGUAGGAUCGGCGUGAAUGGGAAUGGAAAUGGAAAUGGAAAUGAGAAAGACAAAAGUACUUAG
Molecule: messenger RNA, 3039 nt
Organism: Botrytis porri
Lineage: Eukaryota; Fungi; Ascomycota; Leotiomycetes; Helotiales; Sclerotiniaceae
Exons: 6
Coding region: 1-3039 (1012 amino acids)
Biological process (GO): GPI anchor biosynthetic process
Cellular component (GO): endoplasmic reticulum membrane
Molecular function (GO): mannose-ethanolamine phosphotransferase activity
Source: RefSeq, a predicted model, not a curated record